AAGUUGCUUGAAUUUAAAGAGUUCUCUACAUAAAAAAAUUCUUGGAUUCUAAAGAUUUUAAUUUUUCGCAAUUAAAUCAGAAAAACAAAAGAUUAAAAUAAAAUAUUCGAUAAAUAUAUCAACAGCUUGUUACGAGGAACAUAAGAAAAAAUUAAAAUUCGAAGAAUUUCCGGGUUAUAAACGAAUUGAAAAAAUCGAUCACGGAAAUUUUCACAAGUUGAUAAAAGUAUGGCGGACAAACAAGAUGAUUCACUUUAUCCUAUCGCAGUUUUAAUCGACGAAUUAAAGAAUGAAGAUAUUCAGCUUCGAUUAAACUCAAUCAAGAAACUUUCAACAAUUGCUUUGGCUUUGGGUGAAGAACGAACAAGAACUGAAUUAGUUCCGUUUUUGACUGAGACGAUUUAUGACGAAGAUGAAGUUUUAUUGGCAUUGGCAGAACAAUUGGGCACUUUCACAAAUCUCGUCGGCGGUCCUGAAUACGCAAUGUAUUUGAUUCCACCACUUGAAAGUUUAUCGACAGUGGAAGAAACUGUAGUACGAGACAAAGCUGUUGAGUCUUUACGUAGUGUUGCCGCUCAACACAGUGCUCAUGAUCUGGAAGUUCACGUGAUUCCAACACUUCAGCGUUUGGUGUCUGGCGAAUGGUUUACCUCACGAACAUCAGCUUGUGGUUUAUUCUCUGUCUGUUAUCCUCGUGUUCCAGCAUCAGUUAAAGCUGAAUUACGCAAUCUUUUCCGUCAAUUGUGUCAAGAUGAAACGCCAAUGGUUCGACGAGCUGCUGCCGGUAAACUUGGUGAAUUUGCGAAAGUUGUUGAAGUUGAAUACUUGAAAUCAGACUUGAUUCCAAUGUUUGUUCAGCUUGCACAAGAUGACCAAGAUUCAGUUCGUUUAUUAGCUGUAGAAGCUUGUGUAAGCAUCGCUCAAUUGCUACAACAAGAAGAUGUUGAAACUUUGGUGAUGCCAACAUUACGUCAGUGUGCGAAAGAUUCUUCGUGGCGUGUUCGUUAUGUCGUCGCUGAGAAGUUUGUUGACUUGCAGAAAGCUGUUGGACCAGAAAUUACAAAAACUGACUUGGUUCCUGCAUUCCAGUACCUUCUCAAAGAUACUGAAGCUGAAGUUCGUGCAUCGGCAGCAACAAAAGUGAAAGAUUUCUGUGCUAAUUUAGAUCCAGCAAAUCAAGAACAAAUCAUCAUGACGUCAAUAUUGCCGUAUAUAAAGGAGCUCGUGUCUGAUGCUAAUCAACAUAACAUAAUUCAACAUUUACUUCCCCUCUUCUUGACUCAACUCACUGAAUGGCCUGAAGUUCGCCUCAACAUCAUUUCGACUUUAGAUUGCAUCAACGAUGUCAUUGGAAUUCAACAAUUAUCACAAUCACUUCUCCCAGCGAUCGUUGAAUUAGCAGAAGACUCAAAAUGGCGUGUUCGUUUAGCAAUCAUUGAAUACAUGCCGUUACUCGCUGGUCAACUUGGACAAGAAUAUUUCAAUCAAAAACUUCGUGAUUUAUGCUUUAAUUGGCUCAAUGAUCAUGUUUAUGCCAUCCGUGAAGCUGCAACGCUCAAUAUGAAGAAAAUUGUUCAAACAUUUGGAACGCAAUGGGCUGAAACGAACAUAAUUCCACAAAUUCUCGUCAUGUAUAAGAACAACAAUUAUUUGCAUCGAAUGACCUGCUUAUUCUGCAUUAAUGCACUUGCCGAUGUUGUUGGCGCUGAUGCCAUUAAGCGAUUAUUCCUUCCCACAAUUAAAACUCUUGCUGGUGACGCUGUUGCAAAUGUUCGCUUUAAUGUCGCUAAGACGCUGCAAAAGAUUUCACCUUUCUUAGAUCAGGCAACAAUUGAUGCUGAAGUGAAACCGAUUCUUGAACAACUAAACACAGAUGCUGAUGUUGAUGUUAAGUAUUUUGCAUCGGAAGCGAUGUCAACAAUUCCUGGAUUAGCAGCUUAAAAUUAUUAAUUAAUUAUUGAGAAAACAUUCGUCAUUGAUUAAUUAUAAACAGAGAAAUGUUAAAUGUUUAAAAACAUAAACAAAAAAACGCUAAACAAAAGAAGGAAACUCACUUACACACACAAUCACAUACACAUCUUUAUAAAAAAAAUUAAUAAUAUUACAAAACAAGAAGAAGGAAAAGAAAAUAACUUAAAAAUUGUUUAUUUAAAAAAAAAUAUUUUCCAUUUCCAACUUGACAGAAAAUUCAUUUUCUGAUUUAAAAUUGGCUUUUUAUUCUAUUAGAAGUUCGGAUUUCAUUUCAUUUGGAGCUGUAGAUGUUGCGUGUUAGUGUUUAUUCCUUAAACUUCUUUUCCUGUCACAUGAAAAUUUAAAAAAUCUUUAAGCUCGAAAUGAAAUCCAAGAAGAAGUAAAAGUGAAAAUUUUCGAUCCGCGAUGAAAACUUAGGAAAAGUGAAAUUUAUUCUGUUGGAUCAUUUGAUAUUCUUCUUAAUAAAAUAAAUAAAGAAUAAAAAAGAAAUGAAAAAUUUUGUUUAAUCUUUAA
Clunio marinus is the source of this 2484-nucleotide messenger RNA. The record is from the annotation of a GenBank genome assembly. NCBI's taxonomy places the organism in Eukaryota, Metazoa, Arthropoda, Insecta, Diptera, Chironomidae.